Linum tenue is the source of this 690-nucleotide messenger RNA. Lineage: Eukaryota; Viridiplantae; Streptophyta; Magnoliopsida; Malpighiales; Linaceae. The record is from the annotation of a GenBank genome assembly.
AAGGAGGCCAUUCCUCUCUUCUUUUCCUCCGCGAUGAAAAAGACCAUAGCAGUAGUGAAAGAACGAAGAUGACCCUUCUUCUCCUCCGCCAAUAAGUAUACUUCCUAGUCUAUUGUUCGAGUAGGGAAGCUUCUCCAAGGACGAAGUCUUCAUCGACCAUUGUCGAGUAAUAGUGCUUCCAUCUUGGUCGGAGAACGAUCCACUACCUCAGAGGAAAAAUCUCCCAGCCACUCUCGCUUUGAGGUUUUACAUGAUGGUUCGUACAAAGAAACUAGCUAGUCGGAAACGAAAGACUCCAGAACCUACUAAAGCUGUUAAGGCUAAGGGCAUGAAGUGGUGGGCGACAAACCUAAGGGCAAGAAAGUUAUGGACGAGAAAGUUAAGGGCGACAAACCACAUGAGAUGCAACAUCGCUUUCAAACAUCAGCGUUGUUUGGUGUUGUGAAAUUCUGGAAGGAGGAUAAGAGUUACUAUGAGGAAUGUCGCUAGAAGGUGCAGAAGGCGGGAUUCGAAGGACUGUUGGAGAUUCGAAUGACCAACUGUGAUAAGCAACUGAUGUUGGUAAUGAUUAAACACGGAGUGGGUGGGAGAAAACCAGAAGGUGAUGACCUUGGAUGAUGAGGACGUGGCCCGUGUCUACGGGCUUCCCAGAGACGAGUUGGAAGUAGUGAAGCAAAAGUGUCAGGACAA